AUGGCCGAGUACAGUUGGGACUCGUUCCGCCAGGCGUUUCUCGGUCUUCUUGCGUUGAUCGUGAACUUGUUUGGUUUGGCUGGUCCCUUCUGGCUCGUCACCUUCUUUGUGAUGUCUGUGUAUCAGGUUUUCUACCGAUAUGCAUGGGCAACACUUAUUUUCCCCGCCGACAAGGGUUUUCUUCUGGUCCCGGCUGACACUGCUAACGGCAAAGGUGCAGGUAUUGCGAUUAUAGCGAUAUUCGGCUUCUUGAAGGUUCAGUGGAUGGGCUCUUGGCUGACGGCACUGUUUAUCACGUAUUUUCGUGAUCGGCAGUGGCGCUCUGUCCAAGAUGGUCGUCUCAUUGUGCAAGCGAGUGGCUUCAGCGCCGAUGAUGUUAGCGAGUGGCACCCCAACCAUCGGCCGCGGUUGUGUCCUCGUUGUGAGCGGGAAUCGUCAGACAGGGUGUAUCACUGCGUCGUGACUGAUCGAUGCCUGCCCAUUUACGACCACUUCUGCAGCUGGCUGAUGGUUUCGGUAUAUUCACGAACGAUGAAGUCCUACCUCUACACCAUCCUCUUCCUCCCUCUUGACACUGUUGGAACGUUUGUCGUGCUAAUGGUGCAAUUGUGUUCGCCGGGAGGGAAGUUUCAUUGGCCGUUCGCGGUCACUGUUCUCUUUACCUGCACUGCUCUCGUUGUCGGGGCGGCUCUGUUCGCCCCCAAACAGUGGAAGCACCUGGUGAUGAGGAACGAGGUGAUGUUGGAAUGGCGACGCCCUAGGAAGCCCAUUUUGUUGGGUUUCAAGGACGCUCGCGACUCUAGGCGCCCUCUGACACUGUACAAGCUCUUCGAAGGUAAUCCGUGGGAUCGAGGCACAAAGGACAAUAUUUGCCAGGCUCUGGGAAGCUCUUGGUGGAUGUGGUUUUUCUUCUGGUGGCAACCCGAACGUGUCUCGAAGUACGGUCGAUACCCUCCAAGUGUCGACCUGCCCUUCUCCCGCAAGGUUUGGGAUGUUCGCCUGGAAGUCCUCGGUCUCGCGGUCAACUUCGAAGGUGGUCGCGAUGCGAUAGCUCAGCACCUUCACCGCCGUGGGCAAGGUUUCUCUUCAAGCCAUGAAGAGGAUCCAAGUGUCACGGCGCGUCGGCGAGCUGCGCAUUCUGGCUAA
Molecule: messenger RNA, 1146 nt
Organism: Neoarthrinium moseri
Lineage: Eukaryota; Fungi; Ascomycota; Sordariomycetes; Amphisphaeriales; Apiosporaceae
Exons: 3
Coding region: 1-1146 (381 amino acids)
Biological process (GO): peptidyl-L-cysteine S-palmitoylation; protein targeting to membrane
Cellular component (GO): Golgi apparatus; endoplasmic reticulum
Molecular function (GO): protein-cysteine S-palmitoyltransferase activity
Source: RefSeq, a predicted model, not a curated record